Molecule: messenger RNA, 15156 nt
Organism: Oikopleura dioica
Lineage: Eukaryota; Metazoa; Chordata; Appendicularia; Copelata; Oikopleuridae
Source: the annotation of a GenBank genome assembly
AUGUCCACUCAAACUGGUCGGGCGGCGAAAACCGUCGUCACGACCGACCAGAUGAAGGACCUCCAAAUGCGAGCAAAAGCCAUCAAGGAAGAGCGUCGGAAUAAUAUGGACGGGCGUCACUCGCAUCUCUUCGGGCUUGUCGCUCACGCCUUGGAAAAAACGGAGGAACAAAUCACAGAGAUCGCCAUCGCUGAUGAUCGCUGGCAUCUACUCGAGGAAUUUUUCAAGCAAGGCGGCUCCAGAAAACUUAUGUGGUAUUAUCAGGAGCCGAAAUUGGGCGAAAUUGGAUCGGCUAACAGAUCUGAUUCUCAGUCUGGUGUUCAAAAAUCAAUGGAACCAAAGUUAUUCCUUACGACCGGGCGCGAGGAGAUGCUUCGAGGAAAGUGCCUGCUCUUCAUGCGGCUGAACGCGGACAAGGCCCUCACGCCACGCAACAUGAAUGAGGCUUUGUUCACUCAACUUGAUGCGACCGGCAAAGGCGGAGUCCUCCAGGCGAUCUCCGAUUACCUGAAGAAAGUGAUGCUCCCACACCUUCGCGUUCAAAAAAGUUGGGGCAAAUUGGACGCAGUAGGUCGAGCCGGACAGAACAAGAUCAACCAGUUUCUGGAGUCGGUUGACAGAUUCAACCAGGGACUUGAAUCUGCGCAGCUAUCGAUUGCCAACGCUUUCAAGUUGGAAGAAGUGGACAUCGGAUACAACCUUGACGUUGCGCUAGAACAAGAGGGCGUUGGCUCACCAAUCGGCAAUUCUGAUUUUGCAGCCAAAUUGGAGCAGUUGAUGGGAGUAUGGUGCAAGCAAAUUGAGCUCGUGCUGACGGAAAGCGAGCAAAUGCGCAAAGAAGCGGAUGACAUCGGUCCUUCCGCCGAGCUGGAUCACUGGAAACAGCGAAUGACCAAGUUUAAUUCGUUGUUGACCGCGAUCUCAACCCGGCGAGUGAAACUCGUCUACGCCACUUUGGCAGAAAACAAGUCAAAGUUGUGCCCAGUGUGGAUGGAUUUGGACAGGCGCGUUUCCGACGUUGCCAACGAGGCACGAGACAACGUCAAGUACCUCUCAACGUUGGAUCAGUAUCUUGGGCCAUUGCAGACUUCUGAUCCGAUGGGAAUGAAAGAGCUCCUCCCUAACCUGAUCAAUUCAAUCAGGAUGAUCCACACCGUCUCCCGCUACUACAACACUUCCGAAAGGAUGACCUCUCUCUUUGUCAAAGUGACUAACCAAAUGAUCAAAUCUUGCAGGGCGUAUAUCAUGCAGGGAUCAAAUGGGAAGGUCUGGGAUCAAGAACAGGAUGAUUUGCUGGAGCGAAUUGACGGCUGCGUCGGUUUGAAGAAUGAGUACCAGACUCAAUUUGCAAAGGCAAAAGCAAAACUAAUGGACGAAUCUAAUAGGAUUCCUGGUAACCAAGAAAAACACUUCGAUUUUUCUGAAAAUUACAUCUUCGGAAAGCUUGAGAAUUUCUGCAACCGUCUGGAAUGCAUUAAGAAGGUUAUCGUUACUCUACGAGUGUUGAGCAAGCUGAAGGCUCUGAGAGUGGAUGGAAUCGACUCUAUCCUCAAAAACCUGGAAGCUUUUGAAUCAAAUAUCAAGAUGCGCCCUGGUGAGCUUGAUUAUAAACGCUCAGACUGGGAUAAUGGCUAUAAAGACUUUCUCGCGUCGAUCGGGAGAUUAGAGGCGGACCUGCAGUCCUUUAUCAAGGACUGGAUCGAGAAACCGGUUCCAACAACGAAGGUCUUGGAGAUUCUGGCCAUGUUUCAGCCGCUGUCUAAAGACAUCAACUUGAACAUGCAAGAAGCUUAUCAAGACAUGCUCAGGCGUUAUCUGAAGCAAGAUCUUAACGUUGCCCGCUCAGCCUACAACAAGCAAAAGACCGAUCCGCCGGCACCGAAGAACUUCCCACCUGUUGCGGCUAAAGUUGCUUGGGCUAGACAACUCUUUAAACGAAUCGACGAACCCAUGGCAGUAAUUCGGCCGCUGCAGGCUGAGUUCAAGAUACUUGAUACAAAAGACGGCAAGGCAUGCAUCAAGACAUACAAUCAAAUCGGCACCGCUCUAAUUGAAUACGAGACGAUGUAUCAUCAACUUUGGAUCGGAUCCGUCGCUUCUGCACGGGAAGGUCUGAAGGGUGCAAUCCUCAAUCGCUCUGGACCAGAAAAGGAAUACGAGGUCAGCUUCAACACCGAUAUUUAUAGACUUUGCAAAGAAGGUCGAUUUAUGAAGAAAAUCGGACUUACUGUUCCGCCCCAAAGUGACGAGCUCUUGAUCUCAGAAGAACGGUUGCGCGAAAAUCAUAUCAAUGUCAAUCUACUUAUUGAAAGAUUCGAAUCUACUUGUCGAAUGGUUUCGCCAGUGAUGAUGCCUUUUUUGAGAUUCUUCAUUAUUCGAAUGGAAAAUGCCCUACGACCCGGAGCGGCUUUGUUGACUUGGGAUUCCCUCAACGUUCCGAACUUUAUUCAAGAAAGUGGAAAAGUCAUUGCUGAGACAAGAGAACUCUUUGUGGCCGUCAAUGACAUUUUGGACUGCCGAAUCGAUACGAUGUUGAAAAAAAUUGAAAACACGCCGAUGAUUGAGUUGCCUGAGGAACCAGUUCGAGCGGAUAAGUUUGUAAGCUUAACAGCUGCUACCGUGGCCAAAGCGGAAGAAGUGUUUGUCCAAGCCAGUAAAAAUGCUGAAAGUUACGUGAAAGAACUCGUGGAACUACUAGAAUCGCAUUAUACAAAGGCGGAAAUGGACAAGCUCAGACACGUUGCGAAGACCGAACAUAAUCCCGAAUGGUACUAUAAUUUGACCGCUUACUUCUGCGCUAGAAACACAGAAGCGUUCGUUAGAUGCACUAGAAACUCCUUGGAUGGAUUGAAAAGACGACUUCAGCAAUCGAAAGUUCGAUACGGAGCAGAUGAAGGAGGGGAUGGUCAAUUGGAAAAGUUCCCACUUUUUAUUGCCGACAUCACAUUAGAAAUUCCGCAAGUGGUGUUUUCGCCGUCUUUAGAUGACAUCCAGCAAACCGUUAACAAAGUCGUUGAUAUGGUCUUAUCAGGAGGAAAGAAAGUGGUUCUUUGGGAGCACUUCGAGCUCGUGAAAAAACAUCAGGCUAUCGAACAGGAAGCUGCGAGAAAGCGCGGAGAAGAUAAAUUGAAGCAAAUUCUUGAACCAAAGCCCUUCGAUCGACAGCUUCGGGAGCAUAAAGAUGUGAUUAAAUCAGUUAUUCCUCUGAAUACCAUUAUUUCUUCCUUGAAAACAGACGCUGAAAACCUUCUUCGCGGCUUCAGCACAUUCCAGGAGCUCUGGGAAAUUGACCCUGCCGAGAAAGUUCGUCGAUUUGAGGACGAAAAGCCGCUUUAUUCCGACUAUGGCAAUCAAAUACGUCACUACGGAAUCCUCAGCAGCCGAAUCAGCGAAAUUCCGGAAUCACGAACACUUGGGCCGAUCAAAUUUGACACUGAUUUACUGAAUGUUUCGCUGACGCAAGAAUGCAAUAACUGGAAACGCGCGUUCGGAAAGGCCUUGGACAAAAAGGCAUCUGGAGAUAUGGACAAAAUAUUUGACAUCGUCGAGGACCAGAAAAAACGAUUGGGUCGAGAGAUCAAAGAUCUUGAUGAUAUUAGAAACUCGAUGGGGGCACUGCGUGAGCUUAGGGAGAACGAAGUUUGGAUUGAAAUGACCAUCGCGCCGAUCGAAGAAUCGUAUGGAAUCCUCAAUCGAAUGGAUUUGGUCUUCAAUGAAGGAAAUCAAGAAAGAGUCGACACAAUCGGCUACGCUUGGAAAAACACACAAGCUCAAGCAAAGAUGGUACAAGACAGUCUUGCCAAGAUCCAAGGCCCAUUCCAAGAAAAUCUCAUCCUAAGCGUUGAGAAAUUCCACCGAGAUACUUCCGAGUUUUACUCCGACUUUGACACUCAAGGACCCUUGGUGGAGGGGAUCAAGCCUUCCGAAGCCUCCGACAAAGUCACUGUCUUCCAAGGACGAUUCGACGAGCUCUGGCGUAAAUAUGUCACCUACAGCGGCGGAGAAGAGUUGUUCGGCAUGGAGGUCACUGAGUAUCCUGAAUUGCAAAGAAUCUCGAAGGAGCUCAAUUUGCUUCAGAAACUAUACGGCUUGUACAAUCAGGUUCUGAGCUCAGUCGACGGGUACUACGAAAUUCUCUGGUCCGAUCUCAACAUUGAUGAUAUAAACAAUCAGCUUCUUGAAUUCCAAGCUCGCUGCAGAAAGCUCCCUCCAGCACUGAAAACUUGGGAUGCUUACAAAGAACUUUCAAAGAAAAUCGACGAUUUCAACGAGUGCUGUCCUUUGCUCGAGGCAAUGAGCAACGAUGCUAUGCUGAGAAGACACUGGGAUCGAAUAGAAAUGGUGACAAAGUGUAAGUUCCCCGUUGAAGAAGACUCAUUUGCCCUCCGAGAUGUCAUGGAUGCGCCACUGCUGGAAAAUGGAGAAGAUAUCGAAGACAUCUGUAUCUCCGCUGGAAAAGAGCGAGAUAUUGAGUCGAAGCUAAAACAAAUAAUCGGCGAGUGGGAGAACCAAGAUCUCACUUUCUCUCAAUUCAAGACUCGAGGCGAACUUCUGUUCAAAGGAGCAGAUAUUUCCGAAAUCAUUGUCAAACUUGAAGAUUCUCUCAUGAUCCUCAGCUCCUUGCUCUCAAACCGUUACAACGCGCCAUUCAAGGCGAAGAUCCAAGAGUGGAAUCAAAAACUCUCCGGCUCUAUCGAAAUAAUUGAACAACUCCUUCAAGUUCAGAACCUCUGGGUUUACCUCGAAGCAGUCUUUGUUGGUGGAGAUAUUGCCAAACAACUGCCACAAGAAGCGAAAAGAUUCUCUAAUAUUGAUAAAUCAUGGCAAAAGAUCAUGCAGAAAGCGCACGAAACCACUAAUGUUGUCAAAUGUUGCAUGGGCGAUGACAUGUACUCACAGCUACUUCCGCAUCUGUUGGAGCAGCUCGAAAUCUGUCAGAAAUCGCUCACUGGAUAUUUGGAAGCAAAGCGACUUUUAUUCCCUCGUUUCUUUUUCGUUUCCGAUCCAGCUCUCCUGGAAAUUCUUGGUCAAGCAUCAAAUUGCCAUACAAUCCAGGAUCAUUUGCUCUCACUUUUUGAUAAUGUCAAAGAAGUGGUUUUCGAUACAAAAGUAUACGAAAAAGUCCUGGCAAUGCGUUCGCAGGAAGGAGAAGAGGUUGACAUGGUUACUCCAGUUAUUUGCACGGGAAAUGUAGAAACAUGGCUGAAUACUCUUAUGCAAACGGUCCACAAAACCGUCCACACGAUCGUGCGUCGGGCUUGGCAGAACCUUGGGGAUACUGGAUUUGAUCUUUUGCGAUUUGAAGACACUUUCUGCGCCCAGGUCGGUCUUCUUGGAAUCCAACUUUUGUGGACAAGAGAUGCCGAAAACGCGUUGAACGAGUGCCGCUACGACCGAGAGAUUAUGAAAAAGACAAACGACUAUUUCCUGGAGCUUUUGAACACGCUCAUCGAUAAGACGACCCAGGAACUCACAAAGCUCGAUCGUGUUAAAUUUGAAACGCUGAUUACAAUUCACGUCCAUCAGCGAGAUAUAUUCAACGAUAUGGUUCAAUUGAAGGUACGGACGCCUAAUGACUUCGAAUGGCAGAAGCAAUGCCGAUUUUACUACGAUGAGGAUUUCGACAAGUGUCGAAUAAGCGUCACAGACGUCGAUUUCACAUAUUGCGAUGAGUAUACCGGAUGUACAGAUCGCCUCGUUAUCACGCCGCUCACUGACAGAUGUUAUAUUACUCUUGCUCAAGCUUUAGGAAUGGAUCUUGGUGGUGCCCCCGCCGGCCCCGCUGGAACUGGAAAAACUGAGACCACAAAGGACAUGGGAAAAUGCCUUGGAAAGUACGUCGUUGUCUUCAAUUGCUCCGAUCAGAUGGAUUUCCGAGGCUUGGGAAGAAUUUACAAAGGACUUGCCCAAUCUGGCUCUUGGGGCUGCUUUGACGAGUUUAAUCGAAUCGAGCUCCCUGUCCUGUCUGUAGCAGCUCAGCAGAUCGCAAUUGUCCUUCAAUGCAAGAAAAUGAAAAAGACGCAGUUUAUCUUUUCGGACGGAGAUACAGUUCCGAUGAACCCGGAAUUCGGUCUUUUUAUCACUAUGAACCCUGGUUACGCCGGUAGACAGGAGCUUCCUGAAAACUUGAAGAUUAUGUUCCGUUCCUGCGCUAUGAUGGUCCCCGAUCGACAAAUCAUCAUGCGAGUCAAAUUGGCCUCCGCUGGUUUCCGGGAGAACCAGGAACUAUCCGGCAAGUUCUUUACGCUAUACAAACUCUGCGAAGAACAACUAUCAAAACAGGUUCACUACGAUUUCGGUCUCCGAAAUAUUCUCUCCGUACUCCGAACUCUUGGUGCUGAAAAGCGAAAGAAUCCAACCGAUCCAGAGAUAAAAACCGUUAUGCGCGUCUUGCGAGAUAUGAACAUGUCAAAACUAGUCGACGAAGAUGAGCCUCUCUUCUUGUCGCUCAUCGACGAUCUUUUCCCAAAUAUCGUUCUUGAAGUUGCUGGUUAUCCGAAACUUGAAGAAGCCAUUGCGUUGCAUACCGAAGAAGCUUUGCUCGAACUUUGGCCGCAAUGGAAGCUCAAGGUCAUUCAACUUUACGAGACCCAGCGGGUCCGUCAUGGAAUGAUGGUACUUGGUCCCUCCGGGGCUGGUAAAACAACAAAUAUCCACACUCUCAUGAAAGCCAUGGGAACAACAAACGAUCCUGGUCCCCACAAAGAAGUUAGAAUGAAUCCUAAAGCCAUUACAGCGCCACAAAUGUUCGGCACGCUUGAUGUCGCAACUAAUGACUGGACUGAUGGUAUCUUCUCCACACUUUGGCGACGAUCUUACAAGAAGAAGAAAGGAGAAAACAUGUGGUUGGUACUCGACGGUCCUGUAGAUGCAAUUUGGAUUGAAAACCUGAACUCUGUCCUUGAUGACAGUAAAACCCUGACACUUGCUAACGGUGAUCGUAUUCGAAUGGCGCCAAAUACCAAGAUCGUUUUUGAGCCGCAUAAUAUCGAUAAUGCUUCGCCAGCUACAGUAUCACGUAACGGUAUGGUAUUCAUGUCCAGCUCUUCUCUCACCUGGCAACCGAUCUUGGGUGCUUGGCUGAAAAAGAUUCCGAUGGCACAAGGCGAUUCACUCAGAACAAAAUUCGAAGUUAUCUGGGAGGAAACUCUUGUUUUCCUCAAACAAAGCUGUCUCCCAAAAAUGGACCUUCUUGAUUGCAUGUACAUUCGACAAGCCCUGGAUAUUCUCUUAGGUCUUCUACCAACUCAAACAGAGGAUUUCGCUAAAUUGAAAGACGCUCAUUUGAACAGUUACUUCAUUUUCGCCCUCAUGUGGUCGCUUGGGGCGCUUCUUGAACUUGAAGAUCGAGCAAAACUUGAAGCUUUCUGGCGAGAAAAUCAAUCCAUCAGCAAAAUGCUCCCCGUUAUCACUGGCGACCAGACAAUUUUCGAAUUCGUUCCAAGAAACGAUUCUGGAGAAUGGGAACCUUGGUCUGUUCGAGUUGAGAAAUACGACUAUCCGACAGAUUCAGUUCCUGAUUUCAACAAGAUUCUCAUCCCGAAUGUAGAUAAUGUUCGAACAGAUUUCCUUAUGGGCUUGAUCAUGAAACAAGAAAAGGCCGUCCUGCUUAUUGGUGAACAGGGUACUGCAAAAACAGUCAUGAUUCAGGGAUACAUGAGCAAGUAUAACAUCGAAGAACAUGUCACAAAAGCUCUCAAUUUCUCGUCAACAACCACUCCUGGUAUUUUCCAGCAAUCGAUCGAGUCAUACGUUGAAAAACGAGUGGGUACCACUUUUGGUCCCGCUGCUGGAAAGAAAAUGACAGUGUUCAUUGAUGAUAUCAAUAUGCCACACAUCAACGAGUGGGGCGAUCAAAUAACAAAUGAAAUUGUACGUCAACUCAUGGAGAACAAGGGCUUUUACAAUCUAGAAAAGCCCGGUGACAUGAUCAAAAUCGUUGAUCUGCAACUUGUGGCUGCGAUGAUUCAUCCUGGAAGAGGAAGAAACGACAUUCCUCAACGGCUUAAGCGACAGUUUAACAUCUUCAACUGUACUCUUCCCUCCAACAACUCAAUCGACCAGAUUUUCAAAACGAUCGGUACCGGGUACUUUUGCGGAGAACGCGGAUUUUCAGCCGAAGUCACUUCUAUGAUUGAGCCACUCGUUGGUAUCACUCGACAACUCUGGCAGAAAACAAAGAUCAAGAUGCUUCCGACUCCGGACAAGUUCCAUUACAUUUUCAACUUGCGUGAUCUUUCCAGAAUCUGGCAGGGUAUGCUUACAAUCAAAGCUGACGAAUGCAGCUCGAAAUCUGACAUUCUCUCUUUGUGGCGCCACGAAUGCACAAGAGUCAUUUCUGACAGAUUUGUUAGUCAAAAUGAUCGAGACUGGCUGGAUGAAACCGCCGAUGCUCUCAUAGGUGAGAAAUUUGGCGAGAGUUCAAUUGAACUGAUCCAAAAAGAUAAAUAUUUCGUCGACUUCAUGCGAGAAGCUCCUGAACCGACCGGAGAAGAACCCGACGACUUUGAUUUCUCCGCGCCUAAAGUUUACGAAGCAACCACGAUCCAACGACUGGGUGAGAAACUUCUCGAAUACCAAGAUGUGUACAACGAAUCGAUCAGAGGAGCAAACAUGAAUCUCGUCUUUUUUGAGGAUGCUAUUACUCACAUGGUCAAAAUUUCAAGAAUCAUAAGAACUCCUCGCGGUGCAGCAAUGCUUGUCGGUGUCGGCGGAUCAGGAAAACAGUCCCUUACUCGUCUUGCGUCGCACAUCUCAGGAUAUAAAACCUUCCAGAUUACUCUUUCAAAGUCCUACAAUGCUGGAAAUCUCCUCGAAGACCUUAAGAUCAUGUAUCUCUGGGCAGGUCGGGAUGGCCAGGGAGUAACGUUCCUCUUUACUGAUAAUGAAAUCAAGGAAGAGUCAUUCCUCGAAUAUUUAAACAACGUGAUUGCUACUGGUGAACUCUCAGGUCUAUUCCCAAAAGACGAAAUGGAUGCACUUCUGGGUGAAAUGAUUCCAAUCAUGAAGAAGGAAUUCCCAAGACAUCCACCAACGCAAGAAAAUCUUUACGAAUAUUUCAUUACUCGAGUCCGAUCAAAUCUCCACAUUGUGCUUUGUUUCUCCCCAGUCGGCGAGCAAUUUAGAACUCGAUCACUUAAAUUUCCAGGUUUGUUUUCAGGCUGCACAAUGGAUUGGUUCUUCCGAUGGCCAAAAGAAGCGCUCGUCCAGGUCGCCGGCUCGUUUAUGAAUGACAAAUCUUUCAAACUCGAAGCUACUGAAGAGACGAAGGUACAAUUGGUCGAUGUAAUGGGCCAAAUUCAAGAUAUGGUCUCAGAAAUCUGCGACCAGUACUUUGAACGAUUUAGACGAAGAUGCCACGUGACACCAAAAUCUUUUUUGAGUUUUCUCAGCGGCUACAAAGCACUCUAUGCUCAGAAAUUGGCGCACUUGUCCAAUCAGCGAGAUCGUAUGACAACAGGUCUGACAAAACUUGCUGAAGCCGAAGAUGUCGUCGGAGAGCUCUCAAUCGAGCUUGAGCAGAAAGAAAAAGACCUGGCUGUUGCUUCUGCAGAAGCCGAACUUGUUCUUAAAGAAGUUGAUAAGGAGAAAGAAGCUGCUGGUAAAACACAGGCCGAAGUCAAGGUCAUCGCAGACAAGGCCCAAGCGUUGAAAGACAGCAUUGCCGCUGACAAAGCCGUUGCCGAAGGAAAACUAAAAGAAGCUGAACCAGCGCUUCAAGCUGCCGAAAAAGCGUUGGAAACAAUCAAGCCAGCCCAUAUCGCCACUGUUAAGAAACUUGGAAAGCCGCCACAUUUGAUCAUGCGAAUCAUGGAUUGCGUACUCAUUUUAAUGGGUAGACGGCUCAAUCCAAUAACUGUCGAUGAAGAGAAAGGUGGAAUCAAGCCAUCUUGGUCAGAGUCAUUGAAGCUAAUGAAUGACUCAUCUUUCCUGAGCAUGUUGCUGGACUUCAACAAAGAUACUAUCACGGAUGAAAUGAUCGAUCUGCUUCAGCCGUAUUUCAAGGCAGAUGACUACAACUUGGAAAAUGCGAAGAAGGUAUCCGGAGAUGUUGCUGGUCUCUGUACGUGGACUCUUGCAAUGGCGGAUUUUUUUAAAAUCAACAAAGAAGUUCUUCCGCUUAAAGCAGCACUGGCGAUCCAAGAGGCCAAGCUAGGUAAGGCUGAAGAAGAACUAGCUGCAGCAAACGAGCAACUUGCUGGAGCAGAAGCAGCGCUGAAGAAAGCAAAUGACAAGUACGACGCAGCAAUGGGACACAAAAAGGCUCUAGAAGAUGAUGCUGCUGCUUGCCAGAAGAAAAUGGAUAACGCUUCCGCGCUUAUUGAAGGUCUCGGUGGUGAGAAAAUUGCCUGGGGGGAAGCAGAAUCGCAGUUCUCCGACCAAAUCAGAAGAUUGGUCGGAGAUGUUCUCCUUGCCAACGGCUUUUUGUCAUACUCUGGACCUUUCAACCAAGAAUUCCGAAAUAAACUGCUCGAUGGUUGGCGCAAAAAGUUGAAUUUCCACGACAUUCCUUUCACUGAAGAUCUCAAUCUCAUCAAAAUGCUAGUCGAUGAUCCAACCAUUGGCGAGUGGAACCUUCAAGGUCUUCCAUCGGACGAAUUAAGUAUCCAAAACGGUAUCAUUGUAACGAGCGCCACUCGAUUCCCACUACUCAUCGACCCUCAGGGUCAGGGUAAGAUCUGGAUUAAAAAUCGGGAGAAGGACAAUGAACUACGAAUUACAAAUCUCAACCAUAAAUAUUUCCGACAACAUCUCGAAGAUGCUCUUUCUCUCGGUCAGCCGCUGCUGAUCGAAGAUGUUGGCGAAGAAAUCGACCCGGCUCUUGACAAUGUUUUGGAAAAGAACUUUAUCAAAUCUGGUUCCACUCUCAAGCCAUGGGAAAUUGCCGAACAGUUCGGUGGUGACACUGAUAAAGUGCCAAAAGUCAUGCGGUGCAAAGUCGGCGACAAAGAAUGCGACGUGCUCCCAACAUUCCGACUUUAUCUCACGACAAAGCUUGCAAAUCCAAGUUAUACGCCGGAAAGAAAAUCCGAGCUAGAAACUGAGCGUGUUUCUCUUCUUGAAGAUGUCACAGCCAACAAACGCAAGAAACAAGAACUCGAAGAUAAUCUUCUCUACCGUUUGACGUCAACGCAGGGCUCGCUGGUUGAAGAUGAUGAUCUCAUCGAAGUGCUAAGAAUUUCAAAGAUCACUGCCGCUGAGGUCAAAGAAAAACUCGACAUUGCGGCGGAUACGGAAAUCAAAAUAAACAAUGCUCGGGAAGAGUACAGACCGGUGGCGUUCCGAGGCUCGAUCAUGUACUUUCUCAUCGUUGAAAUGUCACUCGUGAAUGUGAUGUACCAAACAUCGCUAAAGCAGUUCCUUGUCCAGUUCGACUACGCCCUAGAAAGAUCAAAAAAGAGUCCAAUUACUGGAAAGCGAAUCGCAAACAUAAUCGAGUAUUUGACCGAAAAAGUCUUUUUAUACACUGCAAGAGGAUUCUACGAGUCCGACAAAUUCCUAUACGCCCUUCUCUUGACUCUUAAAAUCGAUCUUAACCGAGGCAAAAUCUCAUUCGAGCAAUUCAACACCUUUAUCAAGGGUGGUGCUUCUCUGGACAUGAAUUCCGUCGAUCCCAAACCAAAGAAAUGGAUUCUCGAUUCGACCUGGCUCAACUUGGUUCAGCUUUCUCGACUUCCGAAUUUUUCACAACUCCUUAUACAAGUUACAAGAAACGACAAGGCUUGGAAAGCUUGGUUUGAUUCAGCGGAACCUGAGGAAACAACGCUUCCGGACGGAUACCAAGAAUCACUUGACAUCUUCUCAAAACUCUUGCUUAUCCGAUCCUGGGCGCCAGAUCGGACGACCGCUCAAGCGAGGAAAUACAUCACCGAUUCGAUGGGGCCAGUCUUCGCCGAUGCCGUUAUUUUGAGCAUGGAUAGUAUGCUAGCUGAAUCUGACAAGCGUAUACCUCUCCUGUGCUUCUUAUCUCUCGGUUCUGAUCCAACAGAGUCCAUUGAAAAACUCGCCAAACAAAACAACACCACCAGUCGGGCAAUUUCAAUGGGUCAAGGACAAGAAGUACACGCUCGCCGUCUUCUUACGACAAGUUUCGAAGAUGGCGGUUGGAUUUUGCUUCAGAACUGCCACUUGGGUUUAAAUUACAUGGACGAGCUUUUGGACCAAGUGACGACCAAUGCAAAUGUCCACGAAAAUUUCCGGUGCUGGAUCACCACCGAGCCGCAUCCAAAGUUCCCCAUUAAUUUGCUCCAGAACGCGAUCAAAUAUACAGCCGAGCCUCCACAGGGUCUCAGAGCUGGUCUUAAGCGAACUUAUAAUUUGGUCACGGCCGAAACUUUAGAAUUGUCAAACAUGCCUCAGUGGAAGCCAAUGCUAUUUACGACCGCCUUCUUGCAUUCGAUCGUUCAGGAGCGUCGAAAAUUCGGUCCUCUUGGCUGGAACAUCCCUUAUGAGUUCAACCAGUCCGACUACAACUCCGCCGUUCAAUAUGUUCAAAACCACCUAGACGACAUGGACAUCAAGAAAGGUCCGACUUGGAAGGCAGUUCAGUACAUGUUCGGGGAGAUCUUGUACGGAGGUCGAGUAACUGAUGAUUUGGACAAGAUUCUACUCAACACAUAUUGCUCUGCUUGGAUGGGCGACCACAUGCUCAAGCCAGAGUUCAAGUUCAAAGGCGAAUAUAUCGUCCCGCAGUGCAAGACCGUGGCCGAUUACCACACAUAUAUCGAUAAUCUGCCGCUGACAGACUCACCAGAAGUGUUCGGUCUUCACAAAAACGCAGACAUCACGUACCAAACAAACACUUCCAAUUCUACACUCAGCACAAUCGUCUCAAUUCAGCCGAAAGAGUCCGGCGGCGGAAGCGGUGAGUCACGUGAGGCAGCUGUUUACAGACAGGCGGACGAAAUGCUUGCAAAGAUUCCGACUGAUUUUUCCCCAUUUGAGGUCAAAGCGCGAUUGCAAAAAAUGGGCAAAAACGAUCCAAUGAACAUUUUCCUCCGCCAAGAAAUCGAUCGACUUCAACGAGUCAUUUCCUCUGUCCGAAUCACUUGCAGUGAAUUGAGACUUGCAAUAGACGGAACAAUCAUCAUGUCUGAACAGUUGCAAGACGCAUUGAAUCAAAUUUACGAUGCGCGGAUCCCAAAAGUUUGGGCAAAGAUUUCGUGGGAUUCGAGUUCGCUUGGUUUUUGGUUCACGGAACUUUUGGAUAGAUAUGCUCAGCUGUCGAGCUGGAUCUUUGAAAAAAGGCCGAAUUGCUUCUGGCUCACUGGUUUCUUCAAUCCUCAAGGAUUCCUCACUGCAAUGAGGCAAGAAACAACUCGAGCCCACAACGGCUGGGCUCUGGAUAAGGUCAAAUUGACAAACGACAUUACCAAAAUGAUGUUGGAAGAUGUAACGAGUCCUCCACCUGCUGAACUCGGCGGAGUUUACAUUCACGGCUUAUUCGUCGACGGCGCUGGCUGGGACAGAAAGAACAUGCGGCUCACGGAAUCUUCACCAAAGGUUCUGUACACAGCGUUACCAGUAGCGCAUGUCUACGCAAUUAACACCUCCGAGCCCCAGGCGGGUGUUGGAGGCAAAAAAGGCCAGCAAAACCGACUUGACGUUUAUUUUCUUUCUGAUGCUUCGAACAACAAAAAAUCCAGACUGGUGGACAUUACGAGAAAGCAAGCUGUUCAUGUGAAUGCUCCAAGAAGCCCGACCAUUCGUAAGGCCGUUGACGAUGCUGCCAGAGCCUCAGUCAAGAAAAUUGAGUACAAGAUUGACAAAGACCUCAACCAUUACAAGUCGCUGACAGUCCGUGGCCACAAUGUCUGCGUCAACAGAUUUGCUGAGUCUGUUUUUGGAAUCUUCAAGAAGGCUGAACUAGACAAGGCUUCAGCCACAACUGAAACAGUGAUUGAGCUAACGAUCGCAAGAAAGAACAACCUCGAAUUCUACUUGGAUAACUUGUCCGACUCCGAGAUCAAAUCACUUUGCCAGAAAAUUGAUGGAAAGAAAGCUUUUCAAAACUACCGUUUUGCAAGAAUCGCCACUCAGCUCAAGCUACAAGAAUUCGCCGCAAAACGCCGAGAAUCGAUUGCAAGGGAGAAAUCUGGAAAACAACUGAAAAAAGAAUUGAAGAAGGAAAACAAAACGCCUCUCAGAAAGCAAGCUGUUCAUGUGAAUGCUCCAAGAAGCCCGACCAUUCGUAAGGCCGUUGACGAUGCUGCCAGAGCCUCAGUCAAGAAAAUUGAGUACAAGAUUGACAAAGACCUCAACCAUUACAAGUCGCUGACAGUCCGUGGCCACUAUGUCUGCGUCAACAGAUUUGCUGAGUCUGUUUUUGGAAUCUUCAAGAAGGCUGAACUAGACAAGGCUUCAGCCACAACUGAAACAGUGAUUGAGCUAACGAUCGCAAGAAAGAACAACCUCGAAUUCUACUUGGAUAACUUGUCCGACUCCGAGAUCAAAUCACUUUGCCAGAAAAUUGAUGGAAAGAAAGCUUUUCAAAACUACCGUUUUGCAAGAAUCGCCACUCAGCUCAAGCUACAAGAAUUCGCCGCAAAACGCCGAGAAUCGAUUGCAAGGGAGAAAUCUGGAAAACAACUGAAAAAAGAAUUGAAGAAGGAAAACAAAACGCCUCUCAGAAAGCAAGCUGUUCAUGUGAAUGCUCCAAGAAGCCCGACCAUUCGUAAGGCCGUUGACGAUGCUGCCAGAGCCUCAGUCAAGAAAAUUGAGUACAAGAUUGACAAAGACCUCAACCAUUACAAGUCGCUGACAGUCCGUGGCCACUAUGUCUGCGUCAACAGAUUUGCUGAGUCUGUUUUUGGAAUCUUCAAGAAGGCUGAACUAGACAAGGCUUCAGCCACAACUGAAACAGUGAUUGAGCUAACGAUCGCAAGAAAGAACAACCUCGAAUUCUACUUGGAUAACUUGUCCGACUCCGAGAUCAAAUCACUUUGCCAGAAAAUUGAUGGAAAGAAAGCUUUUCAAAACUACCGUUUUGCAAGAAUCGCCACUCAGCUCAAGCUACAAGAAUUCGCCGCAAAACGCCGAGAAUCGAUUGCAAGGGAGAAAUCUGGAAAACAACUGAAAAAAGAAUUGAAGAAGGAAAACAAAACGCCUCUCAGGUCUUCGCUAACGAAAAGAAGAAAAAUCGCCAAAGAACUCUGA